This is a messenger RNA of Linum trigynum, 441 nucleotides long. NCBI's taxonomy places the organism in Eukaryota, Viridiplantae, Streptophyta, Magnoliopsida, Malpighiales, Linaceae. The record is from the annotation of a GenBank genome assembly.
AUGCAUGAGAACCAACUCCAAGGGGACAUUCCUAAUUUCCUUCCCCUUCCCACCAGUCUUCCUGGUAUGGUUGGUCUUAGUGUAGCCGGGCUUGGGACAGUCAUUCUAUUACCCGCUUCGAUCUUCUACAUCGACUUCGCCCACAAUCUUUUCAAUGCUACAAUUUCAACUGCAAUUGGCAAUUACAUUACCUCUAUAUUUUCCUUCUCGCUAUCCAACAAUCAACUCAGAGGAUCUAUCCCUCCCAGUAUUUGCAAUGCUCAAUUUGUAAGUGUCAUUGAUCUGUCGAACAAUGAACUGAACGACAUGAUCCCAAGUUGUUUAAUGGAUAACCGGGUGUUUGAUGUUUUGAAUCUGAGGAGCAAUAAGCUCGUUGGCACCAUACCUGACACAUUUCAGCCUUCCUUGUCACUAGAAACUCUUGAUCUUAGUGGGAACUAG